Drosophila rhopaloa is the source of this 2795-nucleotide messenger RNA. Its product is annotated as organic cation transporter protein. The record is from RefSeq and is a predicted model, not a curated record. The coding region runs from base 922 to 2661 and encodes 579 amino acids. Gene Ontology annotation, cellular component: membrane. Lineage: Eukaryota; Metazoa; Arthropoda; Insecta; Diptera; Drosophilidae. The transcript has 7 exons. Gene Ontology annotation, molecular function: transmembrane transporter activity. Gene Ontology annotation, biological process: transmembrane transport.
GUAAAGUAACAUUUCAUUAAAAAUUAAUCCUUUUUUCAAAUAGCUGCCCUUAAGUACUUUUUUUUCUGCUUUUGAUAAAGCCUUGUCAUUAGCAAUAUAUUUACAUUUGUUGAUAAACUUUUUAGUUUUCUUUUAAAAAAAUAAUUUUAUUAAUUUGUUUUCAUGCGUAAGCAUUUUUUUGCCGUCAUUUAUCAGGAUUAGAAACUUCUUACCCUUGUUCUUUCUGCACUUAAAGUAAACUGAAAUGAAAUCUAGAUAAAAUCCUCCCCGAAUGUGUUAAAAUACUUGCGAUCAGCAAGCGUUUCUCUUAGCGGCUCCCGCUGUAAGAGAAAGUACAUAGCUCCUAAACUCAUUCCCCCCAAAGUUUUCUCUUGGUAUUGAUUUUAAUGCCGGCUACUUUGAUUUUAGACUGAGCACGAAGAUAGCAAUUGUGUUUGCCUCUCUGUGUGCGUUUGCAUGUUCUUUUUCAAGAAAAUUCAGUAUUUCGCCAGACGUUGUGCGAUUCGGAGUGGAUAAGCGACCCGGAGCUAAAACCGGACCCGGACAUCCGGAGUGGAAUCGCGCGUAUUAUUUGGUGAAUGGUAAACGUAAUAAUUAGUCGAAAGACACCUGCCAAGUGUUUAGCAGUGAGUCUCCGGCAAUUAUUCGGUCUAAUGAGCGUGUACAAAACACCAGAGUCGCCAAGUGCAUCAUUAAAAACUCGUAGUGAUUAGAUAAUGGGAGCAGCCUUAUCUGGACACUUGGCCAACGUAUUUCAGCAGCCUGCAGAAUUUCCCACCAAGUCGCUGCAAUUAUAGAAUCCACCCCGACCCUGACCUUUGCAAAUAACUUGCGGAUCACGUGCCUUUGAAAUCCGGAAUCCAUAGUUUUAAACUGCCUUUCCGCUUAUUCGAGAGAAGAGAAAGUCCUUUUAUCCUUGGCAUGUCAGCUCCAGCGGCAGGUGCGGCGGCUGCCAUCCUGGACUUUGACGACAUCCUCGCCCAAAUAGGAGAGUUCGGCCGAUUCCAGCGGCGGAACUAUCUGCUCAUAUGCCUGCCGGUUCUGUUUGCAGCCGCCAACAGCCUUUCUUAUGUUUUUACGGCCGGAUCUCCCACCUAUCGAUGUUUCGUGCCCGGCUGCGACAGUCCGGAGGAGCCGGAUUAUGGAGCGGAUUGGGUCUCAGUUGCCGUGCCCGGCAGCUGGAGCAAACGGGGCCACUUCACGCCGGCAACCUGUGACAGGUUCGUGCCGAAUGGAAGUAACCCCGAAUCCGAACCUUGGAGUCCGUGGUCUUUGGAUCGGUGCUCGGCCGAUAACUUUACAGCGGAUACGGAGCGAUGCGGGCAGUUCGUUUAUGGCAGUCCGGAGCGGACCAUUGUGCAGCAGUGGGGGUUGCACUGCCAGGAGAAUCUCUGGAAGCUGGCCUUCGUGGGCACAAUGCACUUUGCCGGUCUGGUGGUGGGAACAGCCCUCUCCGGUUAUCUAGCCGAUCGAUAUGGGCGUAAGCACGUCUUUCUCAUCUGCAUUGUGUUCAUGGCGCUGACGGGAGUGGCGCAGGCGUUGGCUUGGGACUACUCCAGUUUCCUGGUCUUUGCCCUCCUCAACGCGGUGGGCACUUCCGGCGUAUAUCCGCUGGCCUUCAUCAUUGGCGUGGAAAUGGUGGGUCCGCGGAAGCGGGAGAUGUCCUCCAUCGUGCUUAACUACUUUUACGCGGUGGGCGAGGCACUGCUGGGUCUGUCCGUCUUUCUGCCGGACUGGCGUCAGUUGCAGUUGGUGCUGUCGCUGCCACCGCUCAUCUGCGUGGCCUAUUUCUGGCUGGUUCCGGAGUCGGUGCGGUGGCUCCUGGCCCGCAAUCGGCGGGAGCAGGCUGGUGCCAUCAUCCGACGGGCGGCGAAGGUGAACCGGCGGGACAUCUCCGUUGAGCUGAUGGCCAGUUUCAAGCAGCAGGAGCUGGACGCGGAAACCGCAGUGGAGGAUGAGGCCGAAGGUGGUGUCCUGGCCGAGCGGAAAGACGACAAGAUCUGGGUGGCAAUCAAACAGGUCGCGGGUUGUCCCACUUUGAUGGGCAGGUAUGCCAUUCUGCUUCUCAUUUGGGCAGUGAACGCCAUCGUUUACUACGGGCUUUCGUUGAAUGCGACCAGUUUGAGUGGCAACAAGUACCUUAACUUCGCCCUGGUCUGCCUAGUUGAGAUCCCCGGCUAUAGCCUCGCAUGGCUGUUCUUGCGCAGACUUGGCCGUCGAUUGGCCCUCUCCGGAUCGCUGUUGCUCUGCUCCAUCACGUGUGUUGCCAGCGGCUUUGUUACCCUUGGUGCCAACUGGCUGGUCGUGACGCUUUUUCUCAUUGGAAAACUGGGAAUCACCUCCUCCUUUGCCGUCAUCUACACGUUUACCGCGGAAAUGAUGCCCACGGUCAUUCGGAGCGGAGGCGUCGGUGUUAUGUCUACAUUUGCCCGCUUUGGGGCGAUGCUGGCUCCCUUUGUGCCUCUGUUGGCUUCUUACUACGAACCGCUGCCUCUGUUGCUAUUUGGGGCCUUAUCACUGGUAGCAGGACUACUUUCGCUGCUACUGCCAGAAACCUUUAAUCGGAAGCUGCCGGAUACGGUAAGUACUACUAAACCAUCAAUAAUAUUAGUAAAAUCAUUAAUAAACUUAUCAAUCUUCUGCAGGUGGAAGAGGCCAUAGCCUUGGGAAAAUGAUAAUGGCCUUUUAGGUUCCGGAUGGUUACAGACUAUCAGCCCAUUUUUUUAUAAAACAAUAUUUGUAGAUACUUGUAAUAAAGUAUUUUCUUAGUACUUUCAAAUUUGUAAGUAAGAAUA